GUACCGCCCGCCGAUCCCGUGAUGCAGGUCUGAGCACGCGGAUCACGAGACUAUCCGCGGACCGCGGCCGUAGCUGUGCCAUGACCUCGGAGGGGGACGUGCGCGCCCGGCUACAGCGCGCUGGCCAGGAGCACCUCCUGCGCUUCUGGCCAGAGCUGGCGCCGGGACAGCGCGCCGCGCUGCUGGCGGAGCUGGCGGCCCUGGAACCCGAGACGCUGCGCGAGCACUGCCAGCAAGCGGCCGCGGCCUGCCAGAGUCCCCCUGGGCCGCCGCCCGACCUGGCCGAGCGCCUGCGGCCCCUGCCCCCCGAGCGCGUGGGCAGCGCGAGCCGCAGCGACCCUGCGACGCGGCGGCGCUGGGAGGACGAAGGCUUCCGCCAGAUUGCCCAGAACAAGGUGGCUGUUCUGCUGCUGGCCGGCGGGCAGGGCACUCGCCUGGGUGUGGCCUACCCCAAGGGCAUGUAUUGUGUGGGACUGCCCAGCGGGAAGACGUUAUACCAGCUGCAGGCGGAGCGGAUUCGGCGGGUGGAGCAGCUGGCCGGGGAGCGCCGGGGGACACGCUGCACUGUGCCCUGGUACAUCAUGACCAGUGAGUUCACCCUGGGGCCCACUGCUGAGUUCUUCAAGGAGCACAACUUCUUCGGCCUGGAGCCUGCCAACGUGGUCAUGUUUGAGCAGCGCAUGCUGCCUGCCGUGACCUUUGAGGGCAAGGCUAUCCUGGAGCGGAAAGACAAAGUCGCUAUGGCCCCAGACGGCAAUGGUGGCCUAUAUCGCGGGCUAACGGACCACCAGGUCCUGGAGGACAUGGAGCGCCGGGGAGUGGAGUUUGUGCACGUGUAUUGUGUGGACAACAUCUUGGUGCGGCUGGCUGACCCAGUCUUCAUAGGCUUCUGCGUGCUGCAGGGGGCGGAUUGUGGCGCCAAGGUGGUGGAAAAGGCGUACCCCGAGGAACCUGUGGGCGUGGUGUGCCAGGUGGACGGUGUGCCCCAGGUGCUGGAGUACAGCGAGAUCAGCUCUGAGACUGCGCAGCUGUGUGCCUCAGAUGGGCGUCUGCUCUACCAUGCAGGCAACAUCUGCAACCAUUUUUUCACCCGAGGUUUUCUCCAGAUGGUUACCAGGGAGUCUGAGCCCUUGCUGAAGCCACAUGUGGCAGUGAAGAAGGUCCCGUACGUAGAUGAAGAGGGAAAUCUGAUAAAGCCGCUAAAACCAAAUGCGAUAAAGAUGGAGAAGUUUGUGUUCGAUGUGUUCCAGUUUGCUAAAAACUUCGUAGCCUUUGAAGUACUACGGGAAGAGGAGUUUUCCCCACUGAAGAAUGCUGACCCAGCCGACAGGGACAGCCCUUGCACUGUCCGGCAGGCCCUGCUCACCCAGCACUACCAGUGGGCUCUACAGGCUGGGGCCCGCUUCCUGGAUGCACACGGGGCCCAGCUUCCCGAGCUGCCCAGCUUGCCCCUGAAUGGAGACCCUCCAGCCAUCUGUGAGAUAUCACCCUUAGUGUCUUACUCUGGAGAGGGUUUGGAAGUGUACCUGCAAGGCCGGGAGUUCCAGUCCCCACUCAUCCUGGAUGAGAACCAGAAAUGGAAGCAACUGUCGAGAUUACAGCGGAAUGCGAUUCUCUUCCUCUUCGCCUUUCUGAUUCUCUGUGGACUCCUGUCCUACGCCAGUUUGGCUGACCAGUGGAAAGGUAUCCGGGACUCGUGUGCCUGAGGGGGUACUUGUGUCGAGGGGCUGAGGGUUGCCUGGGCAGAAGCGGUCUUGCAUUCUACCGUAAACAGCUCCAGGCGGCAAAUAUGGCAAGGAAUUGGCAAGAGAAAGGUAGAACUGUAUUUGGCUAGAAGCAUCUGACUAGAAGGUAGAUGUUAAUUUGAUGCUGUCUGGCUGCUUUCUAGGUAUCUGGUGUAAGUACUGAUGUCUCUGGCCACUCUGCCUUAGAGUGAAUCAAGUCGUGAGCUAAAGAAUUACGUGAAUAACUAAGUACACAGAUUUCCUAACACUCGUUAUGGUGUGUUUGGAAAGAGCAGGGAGAGGUCUGGUGAGGAUGUAGAGACUCUUCUGAAUUUCUCCAAGAUGGUUGUGUGUAGGAGGAAGGUAAAGAGCUGCUGCAGGUUGCUCAGACAGAUUGCCUGUCUGCCACCAUGCUGUACUUUCUGAAGCGGAAAGCAUUCAGGUGAAGCCUUGGGGUGUGUUGUGCAUAAGGAGACAGACUGCUAAGUGCUUAUAAAAAGACCCGUUCCCUUUGGCCAUUCCUGAAUUCAUUUCAGUGACUUUUCGUUCUCGUUGUGUUGCUGUGUAGCAGACAACACCCACAGGAGUUUGGGG
Molecule: messenger RNA, 2318 nt
Organism: Nycticebus coucang (slow loris)
Lineage: Eukaryota; Metazoa; Chordata; Mammalia; Primates; Lorisidae
Gene: UAP1L1
Product: UDP-N-acetylglucosamine pyrophosphorylase 1 like 1
Exons: 10
Coding region: 81-1706 (541 amino acids)
Biological process (GO): UDP-N-acetylglucosamine biosynthetic process
Molecular function (GO): UDP-N-acetylglucosamine diphosphorylase activity
Source: RefSeq, a predicted model, not a curated record